AACGUCAGUUUCAUGUGUAGGGUGUUCUAGAGUCCCAGCUUUUGUUUUAUUUAUAUAUAUUUGAACAUUGUAAUUAUUGACCUGAAAUGUCUAAAUCAAAAGUGUUGUGUUGCGUUUCUGGAUGCAAUAGUAGUGCCAACAGGGACGUCGUCUCAUUCCAUCACUUUCCUAAGAAUAACAGUUUUAACAUAGAAAUAAUUAGUAAAAACGGUACUGUCGAGAAUGUGGAUGUAAGAAAAAUUUGGGAGAAAAAUUUGAGGUUCGGAAAGAAAAUAACAAAUGCCUCGCGAGUUUGUUCAAAGCAUUUUGACGAGUCUGAUUUUUAUACACAAAGUGAGGAUAUAAGACACGCAGAUUUGUGUUUGAGACCAAGAAAAACUACUGUGAGACGCCGAAAGCUAAAAAGAAAUGCUGUCCCAACAAAAAACCUUCCUACGAUUACUCAUGAGAACUCCAAAAAAGAAGGAAGACGUAAUAAUAGAAGUGUACAACCAAUUGUGAAAUCUGACUGUGAAGUAAUGACACAAAAUCAAGAUGAGAAUGAAGGCCAUGCUAAGGUAACGAUUCACACACCCAAUGAAUUGUUGGCUGCUGAAGCUCUAUGUGUUAUCCUCCCUAAAGCCUAAUGAGGAUGCAAUUAUGGUGAACAAAGAUUUUCCAAUUGAUGACAUUUGUUUCGAAAAUGGAGUACAACUGAUUCCUUCACUAUGUUUGAGAAACAGAAAACUUUCUUCAGAAAGUGGAUGUAUUUAUGGCCAGAGCAAGGGUCUAUAUUGAAAGUGUGAACCAGAGGAUGAAAAUUCACAAGAUUUUAAGAAAUGUUCUUUUGAGAUAAUGAAUAUAUGAAUGAAAAAAUGUCUACAAA
Molecule: messenger RNA, 865 nt
Organism: Harmonia axyridis
Lineage: Eukaryota; Metazoa; Arthropoda; Insecta; Coleoptera; Coccinellidae
Exons: 4
Coding region: 87-626 (179 amino acids)
Molecular function (GO): sequence-specific DNA binding
Source: RefSeq, a predicted model, not a curated record